Gongylonema pulchrum is the source of this 243-nucleotide messenger RNA. The record is from the annotation of a GenBank genome assembly. NCBI's taxonomy places the organism in Eukaryota, Metazoa, Nematoda, Chromadorea, Rhabditida, Gongylonematidae.
AUGUUAGUUUCUGUAGCUGUUCUAGUGCUAUUUCGGAUGUACUCAUCCUACGCCGCAUAUUUUUCGCAAUUUUCACUGCGUGAACCGGAUCAUGAUCCAUGUUAUGACAGCGUUGGGCGUCCGGUGCGCUGUAUUCCGGAUUUCAUCAAUGCUGCAUUCGGCAAACCAAUCACUGCCUCUAACACAUGUGGUCAAUCCGGUCCAACCAGCCAUCCCAUUGGCCAAAACGCAUUUAUGACAUGA